Molecule: messenger RNA, 2118 nt
Organism: Anopheles aquasalis
Lineage: Eukaryota; Metazoa; Arthropoda; Insecta; Diptera; Culicidae
Product: AH receptor-interacting protein
Molecular function (GO): protein binding; peptidyl-prolyl cis-trans isomerase activity
Source: RefSeq, a predicted model, not a curated record
GCGGGUCGUGAAAAUGAAUUUAGUGCAACCCCACCUAGUGCAUCAGCCACACACUCCCUAUGUCACUAUGAUCAUCAGGAGGUACUAAUUGCUCGAUCGGAACACGGUGCGGGACCGCGGCGAUCACCGAGUCACCAAAACAAAAACGGAUUGAGCCUCCCCCGCAAAACACCUUCCCCGUGUGUAUGUGUGUCACCCGUCACCCCUCGAGAUAAUCCCAAGAACGCACCAAGCAGGGAUUGAACGACCUUGCCCCACCGCUCUUGCCCGGUGCCAACCUGCCAGCCAUCCAGCCACAGCCGCGUCAAUCAUUCCCGCACUCUUCAUCGUCGUCAUCGGGAGGACGACGUCUUCCUCUCUACACCUCCCCGGGAAUGGAUGGUGGUCUCGAUGAGGCGAAAAUCGUGAAAACUAUCGUGCAUGCUGGCUCGCGAGUUGUACCGUUCCGCGAUGGAACCAAGGUGACGUUCCACUUCCAGACGCGCAAAUGCGAUGGCACGCUGAUCGACGACAGCCGGACGCGGCAGAAGCCGAUGGAGUUGGUGCUGGGCAAGAAGUUCAAGCUGGAGGUGUGGGAAGCGAUCGUGCAGCAGAUGGCGCUGGGCGAGGUGGCUCGCUUCCGGUGUGAUCAGUCACUCGUGCUCCAGUACCCGUUCGUGGCGAAGACGAUCCGGGAUGCGGCGAAACCGCGCGAGGAACGCAAACACUGCUGUGGCAUGACGGUACAGAACGAGGGCAUCGGCUACCGGGACCUGGACGAGCUGUUUGCCCAGCCGCAAGACCUCGAGUUCACGAUCGAGCUACUGUCGGUCGAGAGCCCGGGUGAGUACGAGCAGGAAUCCUGGCAGCUGAGCGACGAGGAGAAACUGCAGCGGGUGAACCGGUUGCGCGAGCAGGGCAACACGGCGUACGGACAGCAGCGGUACGCGGCCGCCCUCGAGGCGUACUCCUACGCGAUCGGCAUCGUCGAGCAGCUAAUGCUCAAGGAAAAACCGGACGAGCCGGAGUGGGUGGAGCUGGCGCAGCUGAAGGUGCCGCUGCUACUGAACUACUCACAGUGCCGGCUGCUAGACCGCGACUACUACGCGGUCAUCGAGCACUGCACCGAGGUGCUGCGGUACGAGCCCGACUGCGUGAAGGCGCUGUUUCGCCGCGGGAAGGCGCACGCUGGCGCCUGGAACCUCGACCGGGCACGGGCCGACUUUGAGCGGUGCGCCGCUCUCGAUCCGAGCCUCACCGUUGCGAUUGGGCGCGAACUGGCGAAGCUGGCCGAGCAGGCCCGCCUCCGGGACGUCGAGGAUCGGCUCAAAUAUCAGAAGCUGUUCUAAUCUAAUUGCCUGCUGCUGCAUGCUAUCUCUGCCCAUUUCCAUUUCCUUUUCGUCUGCCACUUAUUGCGUACCUAUUUGUCGCUUUCGUUGCGAUAGGAUCGCCGGCCGAUCAUCGUGCAUACUACUAGUGGAAGGAAUCUUUUUACGUUAUUCGUUUGUUUUUUUGUUUUUUUUUUAUCAGUAGUGUUUAUUAUGGCGUAUAGUAAUACCCGGUCUGUUCCCCUUUUAUCAUGGCUAGCUGUAAGGGUUAUUUAGCUUUACCACAUUUUAGGUGAUAUUUUAAAAAUAUUCUGCAAUCACAUCGUACUACAAUACCACAUUAGGUUUAUUGUGUUUUCCCGUGCAGCAUUGCUUAGUAAUGUCUUGUAAAUGCAAGACUGCACAAAUGUGCAGUUUAGUUUUUGUAUGUCAUGUUUUUUUUUGUUCAGGCAGGCUUUUGUGAGUUUUUUAAAAUUCGUAUAUCGAACAUUAUGCAGCAUAUUGGUUAUAUUGUUCUGCUUUUUUUUGUCCCUAGGCUUUUAACUUGUUUUCUACAUAAUGUGUAUUUAAUAUAGUUUGGAGUGUAUUUAUGGUAGACAAAAAAGCAGCGUGCCCGCGUAUGUGUACCUGCUUAUACAGGGCUGUAGGCGCUCGGACUCUGAUCUGAGAACGAAACAGGAGAGACCCGGGUGCACAUCGGGAGUCAGUCACAUCAACAACAGAUUGUGUAUAUGUGUGUAUGUUUACACGUGUACGUAUAUGUGUAUUCGAUGCAAAUAAUCCUAAUAAAGAGGGAUCGAGAAACAAUAGA